AUGGACAUCGGCUUUGCUAUUUUAAUAAUUGGCUGUGCGGCUCUCGUGGCUGCCUUCCUCCUCCUGGUAAUUGGCCUGGUGUACGCGGAGCUGAUGAAUUCUCACAUUCCUCCUGGGGUUGAGAACACAGGCAAACUGCACGCGGUUCACAGCCUAUUUGUGGGUAUAGCAAUUGUGGGUCGCAUCUUGCACCGCCUGAGUAUCUGUCAUCAGGUCACCUUCAUCCGCUGGUUUGUCUCAUGUUUUCUGACCCACACAAAUCCGCCUCCCCCCGGUUUGAGGAUAAAGGACCUCAUUUUCUCUGCAGUUCCUGUUCGAAUCUACGAACCCACCGCAGCCUGUGAUGGUUUAAGAAGAGGGCUGGUAUAUUUCCAUGGUGGAGGAUGGGUCUUGGGUAAUAUAGAUUCUGUUGAUGAAGUCUGCCGCUACAUUGCUCUGAAAUCCAGCACAACUGUAGUUUCGGUCGGGUACCGAUUAGCCCCUGAGCACAAGUACCCCUCUCAGCUGGACGACUGUGAGGCUGCCACCCGCCACUUCCUGUCUGUGGCCAUGGAAGACUUUGGCGUAGACCCUGGCAGAGUGGCAGUUGGGGGGGACAGCACUGGGGCGAACCUGGCUGCCGCACUGUGCCAGCGCUUGGCAAAACAAGACAAUGGACAUGUGGUGCUCCCGUGUGCCCAAGUCUUGGUCUACCCAGUGUUGCAGAUGGCAGAUUUCAACUUGCCCUCGUACCAGCAAAAUCACGCUGUGCCCAUAUUGUACCGUGCCCGGAUGCCGUUCUACUUCCUGCAAUAUCUCAAUGGAGACCCUUCAUUGGGCCAGGAUUUGCUGGAUGGGUACCAUGUCCCCAAUGAACUUAAACCACGCUACACGACCUGGCUGUCUCCUAGCAACUUACCACAACAGUGCUUAUCCAGGGGCUAUGUCGAGCCCCCAAAGGCAGAGUAUGAUGGAGGGCUGUACCACGAAAUCAAAGAUGGUCUGGAACAUGAGGUCUCACCACUAUUGGCUGAAGAUGAUGUCAUUGAGAAAGCCCCGUCCACAUUCAUCCUCACCUGUGAAUAUGAUGUAGUGAGGGAUGAUGGGAUACUUUUCAGGAAGCGGCUGCUGGACUUGAACAAAGACGUGACCUGGAAGCACAUGGAUAAUGGUUUUCAUGGAAUAAUUAACUUUUACAAUCAGGGCUGGCUGAGCUUUCCAGCGGCCACACGUGUUCUAGAUCACAUUGUGGAUUUUUUAAUAACUUUGUAA
Molecule: messenger RNA, 1251 nt
Organism: Boleophthalmus pectinirostris (great blue-spotted mudskipper)
Lineage: Eukaryota; Metazoa; Chordata; Actinopteri; Gobiiformes; Gobiidae
Gene: aadacl4
Product: arylacetamide deacetylase-like 4
Exons: 4
Coding region: 1-1251 (416 amino acids)
Cellular component (GO): membrane
Molecular function (GO): carboxylic ester hydrolase activity
Source: RefSeq, a predicted model, not a curated record